Messenger RNA from Emys orbicularis (European pond turtle), 855 nucleotides. RefSeq names its product N-terminal Xaa-Pro-Lys N-methyltransferase 2 (gene NTMT2). Gene Ontology annotation, biological process: N-terminal protein amino acid methylation. The coding region runs from base 1 to 855 and encodes 284 amino acids. The record is from RefSeq and is a predicted model, not a curated record. The transcript is spliced from 4 exons. Lineage: Eukaryota; Metazoa; Chordata; Testudines; Emydidae. Gene Ontology annotation, cellular component: cytoplasm. Gene Ontology annotation, molecular function: N-terminal protein N-methyltransferase activity.
AUGGAUGGUAAGGGAGCCCAUUUAGCUUUUAAGUCACGCUGGCGCAAGACGGACGAGGAGCUCUGUCGACACAGCAUGUCUUUUAUCCUGCACAAGGCCAUACGAACAGAUUUCUUUCAGAGUUACCUCUACCUGCUGGAGCGGCUUCCCCUAGUGAAACUUUAUGCUUUAACGAGCGAAGUGAUCAACGGCGAGAUGCAGUUCUAUGCCAGAGCCAAACAUUUCUAUCGGGAGGUGCCAGCGACAGAAGAGGGCAUGAUGGGAGAUUACAUUGAGCUGUCCAGUACAGACAUUGAAUCCUCCAGGGAAUUUCUUAGGAAGUUUAUUGGGGGCCCUGGGAAAGCUGGCACUGAGUGUGCCCUCGACUGUGGUUCUGGGAUUGGACGGGUCACUAAGCAUGUCCUCUUGCCAGUUUUCAAGAGUGUGGAACUGGUGGAUAUGAUGGAGAAUUUCCUGGCUGAGGCCCAGAACUAUUUACAGGGCAAGAAGGACAGAGUAAAGAUGUACUAUUGCUACAGCCUCCAGGAAUUCACUCCAGCCCCCCAAAAAUAUGAUGUCAUCUGGAUACAGUGGGUUUCAGGAUACCUGACGGAUAAAGAUCUCCUGGAGUUUCUUAUCCGGUGUCAAAAUGGCUUGAAGGAUAAUGGCAUUGUCAUUCUCAAGGACAAUGUGGCCCGGGAAGGCUGUAUCAUGGACCCAUUGGACAGCAGCGUGAUCCGAGAUCUGAGCAUCCUCCAGAGCCUCGUUGAGAAAAGUGGACUCACCAUCCUGCAGCAGGAGAGGCAGGAGGGCUUCCCUGAGCAGUGUGUCCCCGUCUGGAUGUUGGCCAUGCAAAAGGACCCUGGCCUACCCUGA